CGGCGGCGGCGGCGGUGGCAGCAGCAGCCAGAGGGUUCUCAGCGGCAGGAGCGGCGGCGGCGGCGGCCCGAGCGCUCAGACCCCUGCCUGCAGGACGCGCACAGCCUCUGCAAGCGCACCGAGGACAUCAGCUUGUGGCAGCCUCCCGGCGGGUAUAAAGAUACAAAAAGCUUCCAAAUUACCUGAAGACUACAGAGAGCAAACAUGAAUGAUAUUUCCCAAAAGGCUGAGAUUCUGCUUUCUUCAUCUAAACCUGUCCCAAAAACCUAUGUGCCAAAACUUGGCAAGGGUGAUGUAAAGGAUAAAUUUGAAGCCAUGCAGAGAGCCAGGGAAGAAAGAAACCAAAGGAGAUCUAGAGAUGAAAAGCAAAGAAGAAAAGAACAAUAUAAUAGAGAGAGAGAAUGGAACAGGAGAAAGCAGGAGAUUAAAGAAAUGCUUGCUUCUGAUGAUGAAGAAGUAUCAUCUAAAAUAGAAAAGGCUUACGUCCCAAAGCUGAAAGGUACUGUUAAAGGCAGAUUUGCUGAAAUGGAGAAACAAAGACAAGAGGAAGAAAGGAAGAGGACGGAGGAAGAGCGAAAACGCAGAAUUGAGCAAGAUUUGUUAGAAAAGAGGAAGAUACAACGUGAAUUAGCAAAAAAGGCUGAGCAGAUUGAGGACAUAAACAAUACGGGGACUGACUCAGCAUCAGAGGAAGGAGAUGAUUCACUACUUGUGACUGUGGUACCUAUCAAAUCACACAGAGGAUCUGGAAAAACAAAGAAUUUUGAGGAUCUAGAAAGAGAACGAGAAGAAAAAGAAAAGGUUCAGCAAGAAGAAGAUAAGAGACUAAGAUAUGAAGAACAACGACGAUCCCUCAAGGAAGCAAAGUGUCUUUCUUUGGUCAUGGAUGACGAAGUUGAAAGUGAGACAAGGAAAGAAUCACUUUCUCCUGGAAAAUUGAAACUGACCUUUGAGGAAUUAGAAAGGCAAAGACAGGAAACCCGGAAGAAGCAAGCUGAAGAGGAAGCAAGACAACGCUUAGAGGAAGAGAAACGCGCUUUUGAAGAGGAAAGGCGGCAAAUGGAAAGUGAAGAGGAAGAAAAACAAGACACAGACAGAAUCUUUAUAGGAUACCGUCCUGGUAAACUCAAGCUUAGUUUUGAAGAGAUGGAAAGACAAAGGAGAGAAGAUGAAAAAAAGAAAGCAGAAGAAGAGGCCAGAAGGAGAAUAGAAGAAGAAAAAAGAGCAUUUGCUGAAGCCAGAAGAAGCAUGGUGAUAGAUGACGACUCCCCUGAAAUGUAUAAAACAAUGUCUCAAGAAUCUCUCACACCUGGAAAACUGGAAAUUAAUUUUGAAGAAUUACUAAAACAAAAAAUGGAAGAAGAAAGACGACGAACAGAAGAGGAACGAAAGCAUAAGCUGGAGAUGGAAAAGCAGGAAUUUGAACAACUGAGACAAGAAAUGGGCGAGGAAGAAGAAGAGGGUGACACCUUUGAACUGAGCAGAGAAUAUGAAGAAUUAAUUAAGUUGAAGAGGAGUGGAUCUAUUCAAGCUAAAAAUCUAAAAAGCAAGUUUGAAAAAAUCGGACAGUUGUCUGAAAAAGAAAUACAGAAGAAGAUAGAAGAAGAACGGGCGAGGAGGAGAGCAAUUGAUCUUGAAAUUAAAGAGCGGGAAGCAGAACACUUUCAUGAGGAAGAUGAUGUUGACAUCAAGCCUGCAAUAAAAAGUGAGGCUCCAUUUACUCAUAAAGUGAACAUGAAAGCCAGAUUUGAACGAAUGGCUAAGGCAAGAGAAGAAGAAGAACAAAGGAGAAUUGAAGAACAAAAGCUACUACGCAUGCAGUUUGAACAAAAAGAAAUUGAUGCAGCACUACAGAAGAAAAGAGAAGAGGAGGAAGAUGAAGAGGGCAGUAUUAUGAAUGGUUCCACUAUUGAAGAUGAAGAGCAAAGCAGACCAGGAGCUCCAUGGUUCAAGAAGCCUCUCAAAAAUACAUCUGUCGUAGACGGUGAACCAGUCAGAUUUACUGUUCAAGUGACGGGAGAACCUAAACCCGAAGUAACCUGGUGGUUUGAAGGAGAAAUACUGCAGGAUGGAGAAGACUACCAGUACAUUGAGAGAGGGGAAACUUACUGCCUGUACUUACCAGAAACUUUCCCAGAAGAUGAAGGAGAGUAUAUGUGUAAAGCAGUCAACAGCAAAGGUUCUGCAGCUAGUACCUGUAUUCUUACCAUUGAAAGUAAGAAUUAACCACUCGUUUCAUCUAGAUCUUUGAUUCUAUUUAAAUUUUUCUUUUAAAAAAUUUACUUUUCUUCUUCUCUCUUUUAGCUGAAGACUACUAGGCUCCCUUCCCCUAAUCCAGGAACUUUCUUACUGCAUCCAUCUUUUGCAAUGUCGGGGCCAAAAUUUAAAAUAAAUAAAUAAAAAUUAAAAAAAAAAAAGGAAGCCAGAAGAAGUGCCACUAUGUUGACUUCUUGUUCCUUCCUGUAAUUGUCUUCAGAAUCUCAGUUAUCUAAAGAAUAUCUUCUUGCUUUCCAGACAUAUUCACUUCCUUCUUAUGCAGUACAGACUAAUGUGUAUUUCACAGGGCGAGGAGGAAAUUUACUCAAAUACUUUACCAAAUUUUGUAACAAAAAUUGUGUAUUUCCCCACACAAGUUUACACCAAUUAUAUUUUUAAAAAGUAGAAUUACUUUAUUUUGCAUGAAAUACCAUUAGCUAGUCACAUAAUAAAAUUAAUCUGAACUAGCAGAAACAAGGGGUUUGGAACCUAUCAGUUUUCCCUUAGUAAUGUAUGAUUCUGCUUUAAAAGUCUUUCUAAAAAAGAUGUAAUGGAAGAAGGAUGAGAACAAAGACAAAAACAAACAAAAAACCAACAACACUAAGACUUUGAACUAUAUGGAAAAACAGCGCAAUCUUUGAUUUUAAAUUUGCAUCUUUAAAAUGAAUUUGUAAAUAAUGAUUGACCAUGUUGUGAUUGAAUUGUUUUAUAUUUUAAUGUUCUGGAAGAUUUUAUUUUACAAUUUAACACACAAUAAAGCAACUUCUGUAUUAAAUAAAAGCAAACAUUUAAUAAGAGACAAGA
This is a messenger RNA of Erinaceus europaeus (western European hedgehog), 3060 nucleotides long. RefSeq names its product nexilin F-actin binding protein (gene NEXN). The transcript has 13 exons. The record is from RefSeq and is a predicted model, not a curated record. Gene Ontology annotation, biological process: mitochondrial fusion. The coding region runs from base 205 to 2226 and encodes 673 amino acids. NCBI's taxonomy places the organism in Eukaryota, Metazoa, Chordata, Mammalia, Eulipotyphla, Erinaceidae.